AUGACAAAAAGAAGAAAUAUAAGUGCUAAACCUAAAGAAUUUAAAUUUAUAGACCAAACAUUAGAGAUAAUUGCUAAUGAAAAUUUAAAAUCAUCGAAUAUAAUUAAUAAAAGAAUUUCUGAUAUAACCAUGAAUAAAGUGGUCCAAACAGAAUCAGCUUUAGAAACUACGCCUCAGGAUAAAAAAGAUAAUAAGUUUAUAAAUAAUACACCAGAUACAAUUAGAAAUGAACAUGUACGAAAAUCAAGGCAUGAAGAACAAUCGAGGUCAAAUUCAUUUGCAAAUAAUAAUUCAUUUGAAAAUGCUGUAUCUUACGCUUCCUUCAGCUCUCCAAAUACAACGAAUAACGUUACAUAUUCGGUCCCACUUUUUGAGGGGUUUGGAACUUAUUAUGACCAAACAUACGGGAAAAUGAAUUUUCUAGUGAAUUAUUUGGUGGAUGCUUAA
Cetraspora pellucida is the source of this 447-nucleotide messenger RNA. The record is from the annotation of a GenBank genome assembly. Lineage: Eukaryota; Fungi; Glomeromycota; Glomeromycetes; Diversisporales; Gigasporaceae.